Messenger RNA from Penicillium vulpinum, 975 nucleotides. Its product is annotated as palmitoyl-protein thioesterase family protein. Bases 1 to 975 code for a protein of 324 amino acids. Lineage: Eukaryota; Fungi; Ascomycota; Eurotiomycetes; Eurotiales; Aspergillaceae. The record is from RefSeq and is a predicted model, not a curated record. Gene Ontology annotation, molecular function: palmitoyl hydrolase activity; thiolester hydrolase activity. The transcript has a single exon. Gene Ontology annotation, cellular component: lysosome.
AUGCGUUCUAUUCCAUUUUUGGCCACACUAGCCACCGGUGCUAUCUCCAUCGCGCUCCCGUGGCAAUCUAUAGAUCCAACCAGUGGAACUCAGCUCCCUCUCGUGAUCUGGCACGGUCUGGGCGAUGACUUUGAGCGCGAAGGGCUCAGUCAAGUUGCCAAAUUAGCAGAAUCCACCAACCCAGGCACAUACGUGCAUCUCAUCCGACUCGCCGACGAUGGCAGCGGAGACCGCUCCGCAACCUUCUUCGGCAAUGUAACGGAGCAAAUCGCCUCAGUCUGCGAACAGCUUGCCACGGACCCAAUCCUCAGCACGGCACCCGCAAUCAACGCUCUAGGCUUCUCACAGGGUGGCCAAUUCUUACGCGGGUAUAUCGAGCGCUGCAACUCCCCGCCCGUUCACAACCUCGUCACAUUUGGCAGUCAGCAUAACGGCAUCUCGGCGUUUGAGUCGUGCGCCAUCGACAACUGGUUCUGUAAAGGAGCGGAGCAACUACUACGAUCGGGACGGUGGUCGAGCUUUGCACAGUCGCGCGUCGUACCGGCGCAGUACUUCCGCGACCCGGAAGAGCUGGAUUUGUACCUCGAGCACAGCAAUUUCCUGGCGGAUAUUAACAAUGAGCGCGAGGUCAAGAAUGAGACGUACAAGAGGAAUCUGGCAUCGUUGAAUCGGUUUGCGAUGUUUAUGUUUGAGGAGGAUACUGUUGCUGUUCCUAAGGAGAGCGCCUUGUUCUCCGAGGUUAAUGCCACCACUGGUGAGGUGACGCCGCUCCAUGAAAGACCAAUCUACAAAGAAGAUUGGCUGGGGCUGAAGCAGCUUGAUGAACAGGGGAAGCUGGACUUCAAUACUGCUCCUGGACAGCAUAUGCAGCUGUCUGAAAAGACCCUGCGCAAGGCUUUUGAUCGGUACUUUGCUCCACUGGUGAAGGAGUCGCGUCCUUCAGCGCCGGGUCUCGUUGUGCAGGGCGGCCUUUGA